AUGGGCCUGGGCCCAGGGCUCCUGGUUUUAGAGGCAGUGAAGAUGGCUGCUGGGUGCUUUGUAAACAUGGGGAACACCCCAGAAGUCUUUAUUCUGGCCUUAGUGGACAUUGAGCAAGCACCCUUGUACUUGCGGUCCCCAAAGCUCUUUCGCUGGCCUCACUAUGGGAAGCUCGUCAUGGGAGAAAAGCUGUCUAUUAAGGUUUACAACUGCAGCAAGGUUUUCAGCAACAGGCUUCUCGGUACCCUUGUCCUCAGCCUUCAGCACCUGAUGACAUCUGGGAGGCUGAUCCUCCGGGAGGCCCUCAUCGACAGGAACCACAGAGUCACUGGCAUCUACAUUGAGUUGGAUUUGCACUACCAGCCUCCAGAUGGCUCAGCUGGGACCUGGGUUGAAGAGGACUUUGUCUAUCGAAUGAAAGACAGUUCAGAGUUAAUCAUCCGCAAUCCUGGAUUUGAGGAGCUGGAGGCAGCCGAGGGGCCAAGAGCAAGAGAACUGGACUGGAGGGCUGUCACGCUGGGCAGGAAGCUGGCAAAAGGCCUGGAGACAGAUGAGGAAGAGGAGGAGGAGGAAGAAGAUUUCUACGAUGUGUCUGAGAUGGAGGUCUCGGGCAUUGUCUUCAGCCCUGUGAAGAGCCGCUCCAGACUUUGCUCCACAUGGGACCUGUUUGCCACCCCAACCCCACAGAGCUUCCAGGUUGGGAUUAAUAUCAUUGAAGCGCAGAAGCUGGUGGGGGUGAACAUUAACCCCUUUGUGGUAGUCAAGGUUGGAGAGGAGAAGAGGCGCACAGCAACGCAGAAGUCAACAAACUGCCCCUUCUACAACAAAUAUUUUUUAUUUGAAUUCCAUGAGCCAAGGGACAUUUUAUUGCACAGACUCAUAGAGAUCUCGGGGGAAACAUCAGUGAUGACCAACACCACUAAACCUGAGUGGAACGAGCAGAUCAGCUUCAUCGAGAUGUUCCCACCUCUGGCCAGGAAGAUAAAAGUCCAGGUGCUGGAUGAUGCCAAUGUUGGUGAUGUGGCCAUCGCUACACACUACAUUGACCUGCAGCAGAUCUCGGACCCUGGCAGGAAUGGCUUUAACCCCACAUUUGGCCCAGCCUGGGUGAACCUGUAUGGCUCCCCCCAGAACUCAGCUCUGCGGGACAUCCACAAAGACCUCAAUGAGGGCAUGGGUGAAGGGGUCUUCUAUCGCGGGCGCAUCCUCAUGGCCAUCACAGUGGAAAUCUUCAGUAGCCCCAGCAUGACAGAGAGGAAGCUUGGGGACAAGACAAAAGGUGCCCUGAGCAAACUGAAGCUGAAGAAGAAAAGUAAGAAAUCCAAGGAGAAAGCCAAAGAACUGAGGCAGCUGCAAGGAGAGAAGGAGGCUGGGGACGUUCAGGAGGCUGAACAGCCUGGGGAGGUCACUGUGGAGGUGGAGGAGCUUCAUCCACUCCCCGAGAACGCACUGGGGAGGAAGGAGGAAUUCCUUCUCUUCGCUGCUUUCUUUGAAGCCACUAUGAUGGACUCCUCUCUCAGCUCCAAGUCUGUCAGCAUUGAAGUCUCCAUAGGAAACUAUGGCAAAGCUGAAGAAGUUGUGACCAAGGUAUGGAGAAAAGUGGAAAAGGGAGAAGUGAAAGAAGAAAAGCAGCUUCUGCUGGACCCUGGUUCAGAUAGUGAGUUGGAUGUUGAAGUCCUGGCCCCAGCUUCAGCAGCACUGAACAAGUCGGUGACAAAGAGCCAGAGACCAGAGCCCACGGAAUAUGACCAGUCAUACAGCUGCCUUCCCAUGAAGCAUAAGAAACCCUGCGUGUAUGUAUGGAGCUACUGUGAGGAUCACACCUGGAGACUCUGCAUUUCCAACUGGAUCGUCAAGCUGGCAGAGCGCCUGGAACAGGGGCUGGAUGACAUGGAGAAGCUCAUGAGAAGACCAAAGGCUAAAGCAGAAGAACGGCUCAGAGAGGUGCUGGAGGAAUUUGUGGCUGGAUGCAGGCAAUAUUCACUCAGUGCAGAGAGAAAAACAAUGGCACAUCCAAACAACUUUGACAGAUGUUGGAUGAAAUACCUGAUGCGCAACAUCAUCCUGUGUGCAAAGCAGGGACUCCGUGUGAGGCGGCGGCUGACUCGAACCAAUGUCAAGGAGAAGGUUAAGGAGACAAGGAGGAUCCUGGCAAAGCUACGUUUCAUGGCUAAAGAGGACACCCCUGAGUUCCUCGGCCAGGCCUUUGCUGUCCUGCAGGUGAAGCUGGUUGAUGAGCCAUACACCAAACCUGCCCUGCAGUUCUUCGAUUUCUACAAAGGCACCAAAGCAGUGGGAGAGCUCAUUGCCACUUUUGAGCUGAUUGAGCUGGAUUAUAGUGGCUGUUUGGAGCCAUUGGUGCCUGAGGACGUGGAGCCCAAAGAGCCUGACUACCUGGGAGACCCCCAUGCUGGACGGUUCAUCAUCCCUGAGGGCAUCCGCCCAGUGCUGAAGGAGUUUCGCAUAGAGAUCCUGUUCUGGGGCCUGCGGAACCUGAAACGGGUGAACUUGUUUGAGGUGGAUCAGCCCCAGGUGAUCAUUAAGUGUGCUGGCAAGAAGGUGGAGUCAGAGGUGAUCAUGGCCUACAAAGAGAACCCCAACUUCACUGAGCUGGUCAAAUACAUGGAUGUGGAGCUCCCAGAGCAGGUCUACCUUCACCCUCCCCUCAGCAUCUUCGUGGUGGAAAAGCGGGCGUUUGGGCGCAUGGUGCUGGUGGGUACCCAUGUUGUGUCUGAUGUGAUGAAAUUCUCUCCCAGAGAGCUGGAGGAGGAACCAGAAGACACACACAAAGCUUGGAAAGUCUCAUCCCAGCGUCUUCCCUCUCAAACUGUGGUAAACAUUGGCAUGCCAGCUGGUGACCCAGGUCCCAGCACUCACCCCCUGAGUCUUGUGAAGGUUCCUUUGAAGAAAAUUCCUAUCAAUAAGCUUGUGAAGAAGGAGGAUGACUAUGAAGAGGAAAAACCAGACCUGGAAGAACUGGAUUGGUGGUCCAAGUACUACGAGUCCCUGAAGGAGUUGUAUAACCAGACACGCAGUGAUGAGGAAGAUGCUGAGAAUGAUGACAUGAAUGAUGAGUCAUACUGCAAGGAUCACGGGAUUGUCAGGGUGAGAGCAGGAAGCAAAGAUGAGGGGAAUUUAAAUGUAUCCUCCAUUGACAUGGAAGCAGAAGAUGAGGCAGUAAUUGAAGCUGAACCUGAUCGACCCAAAAGGAAACUCAUCGCCACCCUUCAGAUCUACAACUCUGAGCUGGAAAAUGAGUUUGAUAAUUUUGAAGACUGGCUGUGUAUUUUCCCCCUUCAUCGUGGCAAAGCAAAUGAGGAUGAAGAUGGAAAUGAGGAUGAACAUUUUCUGGGGAAGUACAAGGGUUCCUUUUAUGUCUACCCCACUGAGGAAGCUGGCAUGGAGCCCAAGGUGUCCCAGGGCAUUCCAAGGAACAGACCCAUCAAGGUUCUUGUAAGAGUUUACAUUGUUAAGGCUACGAACCUGUCUCCAGCAGACCCCAAUGGCAAGGCAGACCCCUAUGUGGUGGUCACUGUGGGACAGGCGCAGAAGAACACAAAGGAGCGAUACAUCCCAAAGCAGCUCAAUCCUGUGUUUGGAGAAGUUGUGGAGUUGACAGUCUCAUUUCCCGUGGAAUCAGAACUCACUGUGGCAAUACUUGACCAUGAUUUGGUUGGAUCUGAUGAUCUGAUUGGAGAGACCAAGAUUGACUUGGAGAAUCGAUUCUACAGCAAGCAUAGGGCCAACUGUGGAGUGGCCUCUCAGUACGACAUAGACAGCUACAACAUGUGGCGAGAUGCUUUCAAGCCCACACAGAUCUUGGAUAGUUUAUGCAAGAAAAACUCACUCCCUGCAGCAGAGUACAGACCGGAGGAGGUCAAAGUGGACAAUAAAAUAUUCAAGAUCCCUCCAGAGGCUUUUCCUGAAGAAGCAUCUGUGAGGAACAAGAGAGGAGUGGCAGAUGAGGACUGGUCAGUGGAUGAUGAACAUAAGGCUUUGUACGUCCUGCAGCACUGGGAAGAGAUGCCGGGAUAUGGGUACAAGCUGGUACCAGAGCAUGUGGAGAUCCGGUCCCUGUACAACCCGGAGAACCCUGGGCUUGCGCAGGGCUCCUUGCACAUGUGGAUUGACAUGUUUCCAAAUGACAUUCCUGCACCACCGCCUGUCAAUAUCAAGCCACGACUACCCAUCAGCUAUGAGCUGCGUGUUAUUAUCUGGAACACAGAUGACGUAAUCCUUGAUGAUGUCAACCCAGUAACGGGAGAGCCUUCCAGUGAUAUCUAUGUUAAAAGCUGGAUAAAGGGUCUUGACCAUGACAAGCAGGAGACGGAUGUUCACUUCAACUCCUUGACUGGGGAGGGCAAUUUCAACUGGAGGUUCAUCUUCCGCUUCAGCUAUCUCCCGACUGAGAAGGAGAUCACCUACAAGAAGAAGGACUCUGUCUUCUCCGUGGAGGAAUCAGAGUUCCGGGAACCGGCUGUUCUUGUCCUCCAGGUCUGGGAUUAUGACAGGAUUUCAGCUAAUGACUUUCUAGGCUCCAUCGAGCUGAAGCUGCAUGACAUGGUGCGGGCAGCCAAGAGCUCAGAGCAUUGCACUAUCAAGAUGGCCAAGGAGAAUGCAACACCUCGCUUCUCUGUCUUCUGAAACAAGCGGAUGAGGGGCUGGUGGCCCUUCAUCAAACUCAAAGAACAUGAAGACAAGGAGAGAGAGGAGAGGGAGGACAAGCAGAAGAAGAAGAAAAAGAAGUGGAGCAGCUCGGUCAAACCAGAGGAUGUGGAGUUCACAGACCCCAGUGGGAACAAGUACCUCCUGACGGGUAAGGUGGAAGCGGAGUUCCAGCUGCUGACUAUGGAGGAGGCUGAGAAAAGUCCUGUUGGUUUGGGCCGAAAAGAGCCUGAACCUCUGGAAAAGCCCAACCGGCCAAAAACUUCUUUCAACUGGUUUGUGAAUCCCAUGAAGACCUUUGUGUUCUUUAUCUGGAAGCGGUACAAGAAAUACAUCAUUGUGCUGUUCAUUGUCGCUGUUCUGACCAUCUUCCUGGUUCUUUUGAUCUACACUAUGCCUGGAUACAUCAGCGAGAAGAUCAUCAGUGGAUAA
Molecule: messenger RNA, 5097 nt
Organism: Charadrius vociferus (killdeer)
Lineage: Eukaryota; Metazoa; Chordata; Aves; Charadriiformes; Charadriidae
Product: fer-1-like protein 4
Exons: 40
Biological process (GO): plasma membrane organization
Source: RefSeq, a predicted model, not a curated record